AAAAGAAAAACUAUCAUCCAGCCUACACAUGGCCUACCACUUUUCCUCUUAACCUCCCUUUUCCUACAUUGUUCAUAUCGACAUUACCAAAGCUCCAAAAUUUCCUCCAUAAAAUCUUCUCUAUCGAUCUCCUUGUGAUUCUCCAUUAUCGCAAUGAAGCUUAAACAUCCUCCAACCUCUUCUUCACAGACGUUAACAGCAACGACGUCGUCUCACGAUGCUCAAUUGCUUGUACGUGAAACUCUUCGGAUUAGUGCCGAUCUUGCUUCUGCUCCUCCUUCCCUGCCGUCGGUUGCUGCAGUACCGGAAAAUGUUAGUUUUGGAGUUAUUGAUAAGCAAUUUGUUGAUUCUAGCUUGAGAUUGCUUUGUUGUGAAGAGAUCGAUGGUCGAAGAUGGAAGUAUUUUGCUGAUGAUGAGACUGUUGGUUCUGAGCAAUUGAAGUUGAAGAAGAAGAAGAAGAAUGCAAUCCGUGCUAUUAGUUUGCAUUCUCCACAAGCUCCUGCCGAGGAGUUCAUGGCGUUCAUAAGAUCCUAUGUGGUUCCAGAAGGUUUUCCUGACAGCGUUACGCCUUCUUAUGUACCAUACAUGACAUGGAGGGCACUAAAGCACUUCUUUGGUGGUGCGAUGGGUGUUUUCACGACACAAACACUCUUAAAUUCAGUAGGAGUCUCCAAACAUAGAACUACCCCUGGUGCUGUAGCCAUUAACUGGAUUCUCAAGGAUGGUGCUGGUCGGGUCGGCAAGAUGCUUUAUGCACGGCAGGGAAAGAAAUUUGAUUAUGAUCUAAAACAGCUAAGGUUCGCGGGUGAUCUUUUGAUGGAGUUGGGAGCUGGUGUUGAGCUGAUAACUGCUGUUGUGCCACAGUUUUUUCUUCCUUUAGCCUGUGCUGCGAAUGUCGCAAAGAAUGUAGGUGCUGUCACUUCUACUUCAACUCGUACUCCUAUAUAUAAGGCCUUCGCUAAAGGGGAAAAUAUUGGGGAUGUAACAGCUAAGGGGGAAUGUGUUGGCAAUCUUGCUGAUUUACUCGGGACAGGAUUAAGCAUCUUGAUUUCCAAAAGGAAUCCAUCCUUGGUCAAGACAUUUGCCUUCCUCUCAUUUGGAUAUGUCUUCAGCUCUUACCGAGAGGUGAAAUCUGUUGUGCUGCAUACCCUGAACCGUGCAAGAUUCACAGUAGCAGUAGAAUCUUUCCUAAGGACAGGGAGAGUUCCAACACUGCAGGAUGGAAAUUCAAGGGAAAACAUAUUUAAUUUUCCAUGGAAAAAGCACAGGCCUAUUGUUCUUGGACCCAGAUUUAGAGAAGCUUUCCAAGAUCCAAACUCAUAUCUUGCUGUCAAGCCCAUCUUUGAGAAGGAGCAUUAUAUAGUGACAUACAAUCCUUCCAAAGGAAAUAUAUAUGUGUUGCUCAAGGAUCAAGCUAAGUCUGAUGAUGUACUGAAAGCAGCAUUUCAUGGCCAUGUGCUUCUGCACAUCAUUCUUUCAUCCACCAACAAACAAUCUUCCUCCAGGAAACAACAGGAAGAUGAGCUUUCAGUAUCCUUGCUAUCAACUGCUGAUCUUCAAGCUCAUGUUGCAGAAUCUUAUAAAAUGGUCUCUGCUUUAUAUAUGCCUUUCAAGAGCAAAGCUAAAGAACAGGGUUGGGUGAUGUCGGAAUCACUACUUAAUCCUGGACGAGCUCGGCUUUGUGAAAUGGUCAAAUAAGAUAUGUACCUGUUGGAACUUAUUUAUUGACACAAUUGUUUUGCAUGGCCUCUGAUGGCAUUGCAAAACAUUUGUGCAUCUAGUGGAAUUUGCUACAUGGCGGCAAAUGAGGUCAGAGAUUUGAAGUAAUUACCAGAUGUUUAUCCAGACGUUCUGUGUGGACGCAAUUUGCUACCUGUGCUUUCUAUUUUGUAGCAUGACAGUUUACCUGUAUAUCAGCAGCUAGCUAGCGAUUAGCGUAAGAAAGAAAGUGCACUUUGCGAAAGAUUUCAUUAUACUUGUUUAUUCCACCAAAAUCUUUUUUCUGAUAUUUUCUUCUUUCUUACAUAUAAAUUUUCAGCUUAAUACUCUUUUGUAAUGCAUACAAGUUUUUUUUUUUUUUUUUUUUAAGUGGAAAGGGGUUUGCUUGCCGUUAAGAUACUCUACUACCCCCAGUUUCCUGUUUUUCAUAUUUAUUUGGCUACUGUAAUGUUAUAUCUC
This is a messenger RNA of Solanum dulcamara, 2178 nucleotides long. Its product is annotated as protein root UVB sensitive 6. Lineage: Eukaryota; Viridiplantae; Streptophyta; Magnoliopsida; Solanales; Solanaceae. The transcript has 13 exons. The record is from RefSeq and is a predicted model, not a curated record. The coding region runs from base 154 to 1698 and encodes 514 amino acids.